GCUGCCGUUUUUUUUUGUUGCGAGAUUUGCUGCUGAUAUUUUCUAGUUAAUUGUUGGUGGGAUAAAGCACGGGGAGGAAACUGAAAGGGAAGGAGCUCGAAUUCUGUGGGGUGUCUUUUUUUUUACCCUUUAAAAUCUCUAAAAUCUGAAAAAAAAGCAUGGCUUCGGGCGACACUUUAUACAUCGCCGCGGACGGCUCGGAGAUGCCGGCCGAGAUCGUGGAGCUCCACGAGAUCGAAGUGGAGACGAUCCCGGUGGAAACGAUCGAGACCACGGUGGUGGAAGGCGAUGUGCACCAGCCCAUGAUCGCCCUGCAGCCUCUCAGCGACGACCCGAGCCAGGUCCACCAGGAGGUGAUCCUGGUGCAGACGCGGGAAGAGGUGGUCGGGGACGACGCCGAGCUGAGGGCCGAGGAUGGCUACGAAGACCAGAUCCUGAUCCCGGUGCCGUCGGCGGGCGCCGAGGAGGAGUUCAUCGAACAGACUCUGGUGACGGCCGUCUCCGGCAAGAGCCGCAUCAAGAAAGGGGCCGGUAAGAAGGCCACCAAGAAGAGCUACCUGAACGACGGGGGGCUGGACAGGACCGGCAGGAAAUGGGAGCAGAAGCAAGUGCAGAUCAAGACCCUGGAGGGGGAAUUUUCGGUGACAAUGUGGGCUUCGGAUGAUAAGAAAACUGAUAUUGACCAUGAAACUGUGGUGGAGGAACAAAUCAUUGGAGAAAAUUCUCCACCCGAUUACUCUGAAUACAUGACUGGCAAGAAACUUCCCCCUGGUGGGAUACCUGGUAUUGAUCUCUCUGACCCAAAGCAGCUGGCAGAAUUUGCAAGGAUGAAGCCAAGAAAGCAGAAAGAAGAUGAUGCACCUAGAACCAUAGCAUGUCCUCACAAAGGUUGCACGAAAAUGUUUAGAGAUAACUCUGCCAUGAGAAAGCAUUUGCAUACCCACGGCCCCCGAGUACAUGUUUGUGCUGAGUGCGGAAAAGCUUUUGUGGAGAGUUCAAAACUGAAGCGACAUCAGCUUGUUCAUACUGGUGAAAAACCAUUCCAGUGUACGUUUGAAGGAUGUGGAAAGCGCUUCUCACUGGACUUCAAUUUACGCACUCAUGUGCGAAUCCAUACUGGAGACAGGCCCUAUGUUUGUCCUUUUGAUGGAUGUAACAAGAAGUUUGCCCAGUCAACUAAUCUGAAGUCUCACAUCUUAACACAUGCCAAGGCCAAAAACAACCAAUAGAUUUCUCCAGGAGGGAAGAACCUUGUCCUUAACAGGGCAUUAUAUGACCAUAUUUGGGCAUAAUGUUGACCUUCCCUUUGUAUAUUUCUAGAGAAGAAUUUUAAAUAACUCUUGCAUAAUAAAAAAAAGACUUGUUUUGAUAAAGUAGUCAAAAAGUUGGAGAUGAUGAUGCUAGGAUGCUCUUCCUGUUUUUGUCCUGUUUUCCUGUUUCAAUAACACCUAGGUGUUUUCUAACCAACACAUUUACUCGGGGGGGAGAAGAUGCCCUGAUGAACUUGCAUUUAUCAAACGUCUACCUGACAGUGCUAAAAAUUGGACUUACUUCAGCAUUCGUAUAUAUAUAUAUAUGAGACACUCUCUCCCAGUGCUUAGAGCAAUUCACAUUUUUAAUUUUGUAUUUUCCAGGUGUGCAUAUUGUACACUCAUUUGGAUAUGCUAGUAAUGCAGAUGCUAUGUGAUUUUUUUGAAAUUUGAAUUUUUUGCUUGCAAUAGUUUCUUCAGAAUCAUAGAGUUGGCAGUAACUGUACUACAUGCAUAUUUCAGAGUUAUUUCCUGUAUAAAGUUUUGAGAUUUUUUUGUUUGCAAUCUUAAUUUGGUUGUAUUCUUUGAUGUUAACUCAUUUUGUAUAAUUGUAUUGUAUACUGUAAUGAAAUCAUGUAGUAUAAAAAUUAUAGUACCGUGAUUCAAUGGUGUUAAUCAACUUAAAACCGUUUUAGUCACACUGUUUAUUUUUUGAAAUGUACUGCCGGAUGCUAAAGUCUAAUGUAAUUUCUAUUAGAGCCUGUUUUCAGUUGUGUUAUGCAAAAAAAAAAGCAAUGCUCGGUUCCAUUAGUAGAUGUAUUGUGCAGGCACUGACCUUUUAUUAACACCUGUUAAUAUGUACAUCCCAUGUACUAGAUAAAGGCCAACAAUAAAGUUGUGGUCCUGAAGCAAGCACUUGUUAGAAAGUGAUUUGCAGAGCAUUGUGAUUCUCCUACUUUAAAUCUAACAUGAGAAGCUGUUUUUCAUUAAAUAAUCUGUAAGAAAAUGUAAACAGGACAUACCUAUAGUAAGAAUUUGUGUGUAGAACACUAAUGGAGAUUAUAGUUUCCUGUGCAACUUAAUCCUGAUCUUACUUAGCUUAUCCACUUUGCUGCAAAUGUUGGAGUGUUUUUGAAAUUCUCAAACACUGGUAACUAUAUUCGGGUGGAAAAGGUGUGACUCCAGGUGAAACUCCUCUGUGCGGUUGAAAUUGUAAGUGCUGUAGGUUGACUUUGAAAAUAAAUUGUUUCUGUUUUUAA
This is a messenger RNA of Chiloscyllium plagiosum (whitespotted bambooshark), 2509 nucleotides long. RefSeq names its product YY1 transcription factor a (gene yy1a). Gene Ontology annotation, biological process: regulation of transcription by RNA polymerase II. NCBI's taxonomy places the organism in Eukaryota, Metazoa, Chordata, Chondrichthyes, Orectolobiformes, Hemiscylliidae. Gene Ontology annotation, cellular component: PcG protein complex; chromatin; transcription regulator complex. Gene Ontology annotation, molecular function: DNA-binding transcription factor activity, RNA polymerase II-specific; RNA polymerase II cis-regulatory region sequence-specific DNA binding. The record is from RefSeq and is a predicted model, not a curated record.